Acaulospora morrowiae is the source of this 379-nucleotide messenger RNA. Lineage: Eukaryota; Fungi; Glomeromycota; Glomeromycetes; Diversisporales; Acaulosporaceae. The record is from the annotation of a GenBank genome assembly.
UUCUGUUUGUGGGAACGUCGAAGGGACAUUGGCACUUGGUGAUGCCAGGUCAUCUCGUGACGACGACAAACUUGGUGUCACGGUAGCACUUGGUGUUUCAAAAAUAUCCGUAGGACUUAAUGCCGAAGUUCUGUUUGUGGGAACGUCGAAGGGACAUUGGCACUUGGACUUAAUGCCGAAGUUCUGUUUGAGCUCACGGAUGAGAGCUAACCGACAUCAACAAGUGACCGUGGAAGGAAUCGAUUUAGCAUUGGAAGUUUCUUUGCCAAACGAAUCCCACUAUUCUCUUUUGUGUUACCCUGGAGGCGCAAUGUCAGGGCCUUAUUUGCGCAAACUUCCAUUGAUGAUGAAAACCGGUGGACAUCGUCCUAAAAACUAA